Molecule: messenger RNA, 1349 nt
Organism: Medicago truncatula (barrel medic)
Lineage: Eukaryota; Viridiplantae; Streptophyta; Magnoliopsida; Fabales; Fabaceae
Source: RefSeq, a predicted model, not a curated record
ACGGAUAUUUGCAACAAUCUUCAUCUAUGCAAUAAUAAUUCUUCAUUUCAGUGGCUUAGCAAGUUCGAGUGUGACUGACUGUUUGACAGUCACACAGUAUUUUAGACACAUAAUUGAAUUAGAGAGUGAUUGAGAAUGGUAAAUGACUAAGUGGAAUCAGUAGCAACCACACAUUCACAAAAUUAACCUAUACUUUCUCCGAUUAAUUCUAUUCCUUAUUCUUUCUCUCUGUCUUCUAAAUUUCGCUUUGUAAAAUGGCAUUCCCAAUUCCACAGCUUAUCCAUUCCCCAACCUCACCUUUGUUAAAUCUUACUCCACUCUCCUUAAACCCUAAAAUCUUUCAAUCCUCUACACCUACUCCAUCUCCGCCGCAUCUGAAUGUUCUCCACCACUCUCGCCGCCGUAACUCUACUUCUCUUCUCCGUUGCUCGGCGUCGUCUUUCCCAGAGAAACACCACACCAACUCUCCCAACUCUGACGACGUAACUGAACUCCCUCUGUUUCCUCUUCCUCUUGUUCUCUUCCCCGGCGCAAUCCUCCCUCUCCAGAUCUUCGAGUUUCGCUACCGCGUCAUGAUGCACACACUCCUCCAAACCGAUCUCCGAUUCGGCGUCAUCUACAACGACGCCGUUACCGGAUUAUCUGAAGUCGGUUGCGUCGGAGAAGUAAUCAAACACGAAAGACUCGUCGAUGAUCGAUUCUUCUUGAUCUGCAAAGGUCAAGAACGUUUCCGCAUCACGAAAGUGGUUCGCACGAAACCCUAUCUCGUUGCUCGUGUGGCGUGGCUUGAAGAUAGACCUUCUCCUUCUGCUGACGUGGAUGUUGACGGUUUGGCGAACGAGGUGGAGACGUAUAUGAAAGACGUGAUUCGGUUAUCGAAUCGAUUAGGCGGAAAAGCAGAGAAAGAAGUUGGUGAUUUGAGAAGGAACUUAUUCCCAACGCCUUUUUCGUUUUUUGUUGGAAGCACUUUUGAAGGUGCACCUAGAGAGCAACAAGCUUUGCUGGAAUUGGAAGAUACUGGUGCAAGAUUGAUGAGGGAAAAGGAAACUUUGAAAAAUACGCUUAAUUAUCUAUCUGCUGCUUCUGCCGUUAAAGAUGUUUUUCCAUCUUCAUCUUCUCCUUCCUCACCAUCAUCAUGAUCAAUUCAAUAGAGAUGCAAAGAGUUUAGUUCAAAUACAUGAAAGGUAUUGUUUGCAUCGAUAAUAGGGAAAAACUUGUAAAUUCUCCUAAGUAUAAUUUUUCAUAUGCCUAAUCAUCUCGUCUGGUUAUUAAUUUUGGAAUAUGCAUUUUAUUUCAUAUACAAUACAACAAUUAUUUUUCUUGAUAGUAUGCGUUGCUUUUACAAAAUC